Drosophila mauritiana is the source of this 569-nucleotide messenger RNA. RefSeq names its product transcription initiation factor TFIID subunit 10b (gene Taf10b). The record is from RefSeq and is a predicted model, not a curated record. Gene Ontology annotation, cellular component: SAGA complex; nucleus; transcription factor TFIID complex. Bases 64 to 498 code for a protein of 144 amino acids. The transcript has a single exon. Gene Ontology annotation, biological process: transcription initiation at RNA polymerase II promoter. Gene Ontology annotation, molecular function: RNA polymerase II general transcription initiation factor activity; promoter-specific chromatin binding. Lineage: Eukaryota; Metazoa; Arthropoda; Insecta; Diptera; Drosophilidae.
AUAACUAGCAUCUCCCAUCACUACUUCUGCACUGUGUUUAAUUUGUAUUGUACAUUUUUUUCGAUGGUGGGCUCCAAUUUCGGAAUUAUUUACCACAACAGCGCCGGUGGCGCGAGCAGUCAUGGACAAUCCUCAGGAGGCGGAGGAGAUCGGGAUCGGACCACACCAUCCUCGCAUCUCAGCGACUUCAUGUCGCAGCUGGAGGAUUAUACUCCAUUGAUUCCGGAUGCAGUCACCUCGCACUAUCUGAACAUGGGAGGCUUCCAGUCGGACGACAAGCGCAUCGUUCGUCUGAUCAGCCUCGCCGCCCAGAAGUACAUGUCCGACAUCAUCGACGAUGCACUGCAGCACUCCAAGGCGCGCACCCAUAUGCAAACCACCAAUACACCGGGAGGAUCGAAGGCCAAAGACCGCAAGUUCACCCUGACCAUGGAGGACCUGCAGCCGGCUUUGGCCGACUACGGCAUUAAUGUCAGGAAAGUGGACUAUAGCCAGUAGUUAAUGGCAUACUAAGCAUUGUGUUAGUCCUAGUAGUUUUUUCUCAUUAAAAGGAAUGUAUCUUAAACAUA